CAUAGCGAUCGUGUGUGAAGCAUCACGGUGCGAGUUUGAGCCAAAGAUGUGCUCGUGCGCUGCUGAUCUAAAGCUAUCGAGUGAUCACACCGCCUCCUCGCACGACAUUUGUGCUAUUUUUGCCACUGCUAUGUUUUUCGUUUGCUUGCCACACUUUUCCCUGUUGAACGAAAGUGGCGGUGAAGUGCAAAUGAGCAAAAAUCUGAUGAAAAAGACACGUACGUAUACAGAUAACCAAUAUGAGCUCAUACGAAUAACGCCAACUCACCAAUUUGUUUGCUGUCUUUCGCAGUCGAAUGAAAUUCGCUUAACUGAAUUACUUGUGUGGGCACUUUCUUCAGCUUAUUUGCGAAAUUUUUUGUGUUUUGCAAAAAUUUCAGGUGCGAAUAUUGUUUAUAUAUUGCGCGUGAAAUUUUACAGUGUGUGUACUAUAUUCUCCUGUUGAUUUGUUGUUGGAUCACCGAAUUGCUUUGCAGACGCCCGAAAAGCAUCAAAGUGGAUUAUUACUCAAAAUUUGUGUAUGCCAAAUUUAACAGACAUGCCUUAAAUUUAUAAGAAUAUGCAUGGUGAAAAAAUUAUAGCCACAGAUGUAGUUUUCAAUUAAACAAUAUUUGAUGGUUGGCCAUGGCAAAUAUGCACUUUAUCCAAAUUUUGUAGGUACAUUUCAAAACUGUGUAUUAAAAGAAUUUUUAAAUAAAC
This is a messenger RNA of Anastrepha ludens (Mexican fruit fly), 699 nucleotides long. RefSeq lists its product as uncharacterized. Bases 47 to 445 code for a protein of 132 amino acids. Lineage: Eukaryota; Metazoa; Arthropoda; Insecta; Diptera; Tephritidae. The record is from RefSeq and is a predicted model, not a curated record. The transcript is spliced from 3 exons.